GAGAGAGAGAGAGAGGGAGGAGCUGCAAGAUAAGUGCGUGCAUUUACUUUUUAACGCGAUUUCCCCUCGGCUGCCAAAGCAAACACGCUGCGGGCGUGCAGGCGAGCGAGCAGAGCAGUGCGCGCAGAGUGGAAAGCUGUCACUUUUGCAGCUUACACAACACCAUUGUUGGUGUUGUUUGUUCGAGUCUCUUCUUUUUCUAAUUGUAUGUAUUUAUUUUGCUCAUGGAUAAACGGAUUUGCUCCCCCACGAACUCCUCACACAGAAUGAUGAAGAGCUGAGGAACCCGACGGAACCCGACAGGACCGGCGCCGUGACUGCAGGCAAAGUGGACCGGGCCCUCGCUUCACAAACAGUAACGUCACUUUAAGGCUUCUUGGUCAUCUUUGCGGAGUUUCUCAUCAUUGAUUGGAAACGCCCUCAAUCCAGCAGCUGGCUCAUCUCACGGGGACGGCAUGAUGGCGGCGUACGGACAGACCCAGUACAGCCCCACCCUCCAAGCCGCCGGACCCUACGCGCCUUACGCGCAUCACUCCCAAGGCUACAGCGUGCCGUCCUACAACAUUAAAACCGAGGAGGGCCUGAGCCACUCGCCGGGCCAGACGGGACUUUUGGGCUACUCCAACUUCGGCGGCGCCCCCCCAACGCAGAGCCUGUACGGUUACUCGCACACACACGGUGCGGGCAUUUCCUCGGGCAUUUUCCAAGGCGGCCACGCCAUCUCCGCGUCCGCGCCCUUCAACCCCACGCAGCAAGAGUUUUCAUCGUAUUCGAGCUACAGUCAGAGUCAGUACUCGCCGUACUACAACUCGCAUCACUACAACAGUCCGUACCUGAGCGGCAGCAACAUUAGCCCCGCCUCCAUCGGCGCCCCGUUAGCCUAUCAGCACCCAGAGCACCCCGUCAUGUUACCCAAUCACAGCCCAGAGUCUCACACCGGGGAGUACCACCCGCCGCCCAGCCCCCCCACGCCAGGUAAAGAGGAGGGCGAGAGGGGCACAGUGUCUAUGCGGAGGGGGUCCGACGGGAAGUUGAGGGGGAGGAAAAAAGUCAGUGACCCGGUGCCCCCUUUGGAUGCUGACAUUGAGCGGGUGUUUAUCUGGGACCUGGAUGAAACCAUCAUAAUUUUCCACUCGCUCCUCACAGGGACCUUCUCCUCCAGAUUUGGCAAGGAUUCGUCCAAAGCGGUUUCGCUGGGUUUGUGGAUGGAGGAGAUGAUCUUCAAUCUGGCCGACUCGCGACUCUUCUUCAACGACUUGGAGGAAUGCGACCAGGUUCAUAUCGACGAUGUGGCAUCCGACGACAACGGACAGGACCUGAGCACGUACAAUUUUGCGACCGACGGCUUCCAGAGCCCGGCGGGGGCCGGCUCCCUGUGCCUGGGCUCGGGGGUCCACGGCGGGGUGGACUGGAUGAGGAAGCUGGCCUUCCGAUAUCGCCGGGUCAAGGAGAUUUACAACUCCUACAAGAAUAACGUCGGAGGUUUGCUGGGCAGCCCCAAGCGGGAAGAGUGGCUCCAGUUGCGACGGGAGAUGGAGGUCCUCACCGACCUGUGGCUCACCCAAGCGCUCAAAGCUCUGGCUCUCAUCAGCACCAGGCCCAACUGCGUGAACGUGCUGGUGACCACCACCCAGCUGGUCCCGGCGCUGUCCAAAGUGCUGCUGUACGGUCUGGGGGCCGCCUUUCCCAUCGAGAACAUCUACAGCGCCACCAAGAUCGGCAAAGAGAGCUGCUUCGAGCGCAUCACUCAAAGGUUCGGGAGACGAGCCGUCUACGUGGUGGUCGGGGACGGAAGCGAAGAGGAGACGGUGGCCAAGAAGAAGAACAUGCCGUUCUGGAGGGUGUCCUGCCGGGCCGACCUGGAGGCUCUGAGCCACGCACUGGAGCUGGACUACCUGUAGAGGGCCGACGCCUCCCCCCCUCCCCCCACCCCGCACCACACCCAGGCCACCAGAAACUUCUGAACUCUUGAGCAAAAUAAACAGCGUCGCCGAGUCAAGUCGGCGUUUGAAAACGACCAAAACGAAAGCGGCUAGCGGACCAAAGCUUCAGCGCCAUCGCCGGGGAACUCCUGCAAAUCUCUCUUUUUUUUAUUCCCCCUUUUCUUUCAUUCAAUUCAUCUCACUUUCAAAAAAAAAAGACAUCUCUUGAUAUGAUUCUUGAUUUGAAGUCCCUAAAAUACACAUUUUUUUUUUUUCACAGUACACGUACCGAGGAAGUGACCCUUGUUAGCGCUGCGCUAAGCGUGUUUGUUGGGAAAAUAAAAAAUAGCAUCGUAUAGAAUAGAGGCGACCGUUUUAAAUGUGAGUUAUUUAUUAUCAGUCACGAACAUUGUCUUAAAAAAAAAAAAAAGAACGAAACAAACGGAAGAGAUGGGACAUUUGUGCUUCCUCGUUACGGGAUGUAAAUGUUUGUACGCGUUUGCGCUUUUGAACCUUCCUAAUCGCCCGUUUUUUGUAAAUUAGACGGACUGUCGAGGUCACGCAUGUGCCUGUCAUUUUAGCCACCAUGACGACGAUGACGAUGAUGAUGAUAUGUAUAUAAUGCUUUUGUGCUCCCUUUGUUUUGACACACGGCUCA
This is a messenger RNA of Syngnathoides biaculeatus (alligator pipefish), 2580 nucleotides long. RefSeq names its product EYA transcriptional coactivator and phosphatase 2 (gene eya2). Gene Ontology annotation, cellular component: nucleus. Gene Ontology annotation, molecular function: protein tyrosine phosphatase activity. Lineage: Eukaryota; Metazoa; Chordata; Actinopteri; Syngnathiformes; Syngnathidae. Bases 456 to 1901 code for a protein of 481 amino acids. The transcript has 16 exons. Gene Ontology annotation, biological process: multicellular organism development; cell differentiation; positive regulation of DNA repair. The record is from RefSeq and is a predicted model, not a curated record.